ACGCGAGUCCUCGCCUGCCGCCACCACUGCAGAGAAUGGAGGCGGCAAGAAGAAGCAGAAAGAGAGGGAGCUGGAUGAGCUGAAAAAGGAGGUGGCCAUGGACGACCACAAGCUGUCCUUGGAUGAGCUGGGCCGCAAAUACCAAGUGGACCUGUCCAAGGGCCUCACCAACCAGCGGGCCCAGGACAUUCUGGCUCGGGACGGGCCCAACGCCCUCACCCCGCCCCCAACAACCCCCGAGUGGGUCAAGUUCUGUCGCCAGCUUUUCGGGGGCUUCUCCAUCCUUCUGUGGAUCGGGGCCAUCCUCUGCUUCCUGGCCUAUGGCAUCCAGGCUGCCAUGGAAGAUGAACCAUCCAACGACAAUCUCUAUCUGGGCGUGGUGCUGGCAGCCGUGGUCAUCGUCACGGGCUGCUUCUCCUACUACCAAGAGGCCAAGAGCUCCAAGAUCAUGGACUCCUUCAAGAACAUGGUUCCGCAGCAAGCCCUCGUCGUGCGGGAGGGUGAGAAGAUGCAGAUCAACGCGGAGGAAGUGGUGGUGGGAGACCUGGUGGAGGUGAAGGGUGGAGACCGCGUGCCCGCUGACCUCCGGAUCAUCUCUUCUCAUGGCUGUAAGGUGGACAACUCAUCCCUAACUGGGGAGUCAGAGCCCCAGACCCGCUCCCCUGAGUUUACCCAUGAGAACCCCCUGGAGACCCGCAAUAUCUGUUUCUUCUCUACCAACUGUGUGGAAGGCACUGCCAGGGGCAUCGUGAUCGCCACAGGUGACCGGACGGUGAUGGGCCGCAUAGCCACUCUGGCCUCGGGCCUGGAGGUGGGGCGGACCCCGAUAGCCAUGGAGAUUGAACACUUCAUCCAGCUGAUCACAGGGGUGGCUGUGUUUCUGGGCAUCUCCUUCUUCGUGCUGUCCCUCAUCCUGGGCUACAGCUGGCUGGAGGCAGUCAUCUUCCUCAUCGGCAUCAUCGUGGCCAACGUGCCCGAGGGGCUGCUGGCCACCGUCACGGUGUGUCUGACCCUGACAGCCAAGCGCAUGGCAAGGAAGAACUGCCUGGUGAAGAACCUGGAGGCGGUGGAGACGCUGGGCUCCACCUCCACCAUCUGCUCUGACAAGACGGGCACCCUCACCCAGAACCGUAUGACCGUCGCCCAUAUGUGGUUUGACAACCAGAUCCAUGAGGCUGACACCACCGAAGACCAGUCUGGGGCCACAUUUGACAAGCGAUCCGCGACGUGGACGGCCCUGUCUCGGAUUGCUGGCCUCUGCAACCGAGCCGUCUUCAAGGGUGGGCAGGAGAACAUCUCUGUGUCUAAGCGGGACACAGCUGGCGACGCCUCUGAGUCAGCUCUGCUCAAGUGCAUUGAGCUGUCCUGCGGCUCUGUGAGGAAGAUGAGGGACAGGAACCCCAAGGUGGCGGAGAUUCCUUUCAACUCCACCAACAAGUACCAGCUGUCCAUCCACGAGCGAGAAGACAGCCCCCAGAGCCACGUGCUGGUGAUGAAGGGGGCCCCCGAGCGCAUCCUGGACCGGUGCUCCUCCAUCCUGGUGCAGGGCAAGGAGAUCCCGCUGGACAAGGAGAUGCAAGAUGCCUUUCAGAACGCCUACAUGGAGCUGGGAGGACUGGGGGAGCGAGUGCUAGGGUUCUGUCAACUGAAUCUGCCCUCUGGGAAGUUUCCUCGUGGCUUCAAAUUCGACACAGAGGAACUGAACUUCCCCACCGAGAAGCUCUGCUUCGUGGGGCUCAUGUCCAUGAUCGACCCUCCGCGGGCGGCUGUGCCUGACGCUGUGGGCAAGUGUCGGAGCGCAGGCAUCAAG
Molecule: messenger RNA, 1810 nt
Organism: Myotis lucifugus (little brown bat)
Lineage: Eukaryota; Metazoa; Chordata; Mammalia; Chiroptera; Vespertilionidae
Product: sodium/potassium-transporting ATPase subunit alpha-2-like
Biological process (GO): proton transmembrane transport; sodium ion export across plasma membrane; intracellular sodium ion homeostasis
Cellular component (GO): membrane
Molecular function (GO): P-type sodium:potassium-exchanging transporter activity; ATP hydrolysis activity; ATP binding
Source: RefSeq, a predicted model, not a curated record